AUGCCUCCCGUCGCUUCCCUCACCUCCUCUCAUCGCAGCGCUGGCCGCAGCAAGACCGCAACCAUGUCCACCUCGACACCCGCCGAUCUGACACUGUCAACUCGAAACCUGCGCCCCACCUCCGGUCUAUCUCAGAGAAAUGGCGACCGCUCCGCCGGGGCCUGCUCGCCUUCGCCUGUAUCUCCCGUGGCAGCCUCCUUCCGCUCGGGUUCGAGAUCAAAUCUUGCGCAUGAUAUGGUCCGGAGCACAUCGACUUCUACCAAGACUUCAAGCAACAAGUUACACAAGCGAGGCACAGCCUCGACGCCCUCAUUGCCCGCCUCUUCGCCUCCGUUCGCGAAUGGCGCUCGCUCGCAAUUCACCACUCCCUUCGCUACAUACGAAGAGCCCUUCCCAGAUGUCGAUCCCCUACCCGCACCCAACUCGAGCGUUCCCAAAAUCAAGCCUUACCUGCGAAAGAUGUCUACAACGAAAGAAGACCAAGGCACGAUCGAUCUGUCCAAGAGCAUGAACGAGAAUGAUCGCGUGGCAGGGCUGGGCAUACAAGACUUUGGAACCAAGAGUGCCGCGGAUGUGAGCUUUGCACAUAGCAGAAGAGGACGGCACGGCAGGUCUAUUAGUGGCGAGUCCCAGGGCAGUGCGGGCAGUGGCAGCUUCAAGCCGGGCCAACCGUUCACACAUCCAAUGGCCAAGACGCCAAGACCUUACACGCCUCCGGCUGGCCGUAGUUACGCAAGCUCACUGAAUGACGAGGAGGCAAAUGAGAGCGAUGAUAUAGUGGAGGAUGAGUUCAGGUGGGCUGCUGGAUACAGCAAGAGACGAAGCAUGUCCAUCUCGUCCAACAACCCAACGCCGCUGUCACAGACCCUCAACGCCAGUGAACUAGGUCUAAUCCCCAAGCUCACCAACGCAUCCCAGUCCAACCUCUCCACGGUUAGCUAUCAUUCCGACAAGUCAUCGGGCCCAAAGAAGGGACGAUCACGACGCAACACCGAACUUUCUCAAGACCACGUCUCUUCGCCGACUUCAAGAACAUCGUUAGACAAAGCAUUCUCCCUCGUGGGUCGUCGCUCUGAAGCUGCUGAGCCACAGAGCAGAAACGAGAUGAUCGCUGUAGCGAGGAAGAAGUUCGAAGAGAAAGAGGCCAACAAGGAUCUCAAGUACGAGAGCAAGCGACGUCAAUCGGAAUCGAAAGAGCAUGAACGACAACGCAAGAAGUCGGAGACGCCAACAGCGAAGUCUGCCCUGACACACGCACAGCCCGAUCGGGUUGCGGAGAAGGAGAAGCGACGUCGCAAAUCUUCUGCCGCUGCCGCACUUGCGGGUGCUGAGAGGGAUGAGAGAGCUCAGCCUAAGAGCAAGAAGAGCAAACAGCAGCCCAGUCGAGACGAAUUCCGAGCAAUGUCCUACGACGACUAUAGACCAGCGAAUGCUGCGAGUCUGCCACGAUACGGCACCGACCCCGGCUGUGGUCAGUCUGCUUUGAGCGAGAAGACGCCUAGGGCAGAAUACGAACUUCAACCGAUGAUCCCUGAGAAGAAAGACGACGGGAGCUGGAUGCGCUUCUCGACGUGGGUGCAGACGAGAAUGUUGAGUUGUGGUGGAAGGGAUUGA
Lecanosticta acicola is the source of this 1614-nucleotide messenger RNA. The record is from the annotation of a GenBank genome assembly. Lineage: Eukaryota; Fungi; Ascomycota; Dothideomycetes; Mycosphaerellales; Mycosphaerellaceae.